Molecule: messenger RNA, 2033 nt
Organism: Toxoplasma gondii ME49
Lineage: Eukaryota; Apicomplexa; Conoidasida; Eucoccidiorida; Sarcocystidae
Product: DUF866 domain-containing protein
Exons: 6
Coding region: 482-961 (159 amino acids)
Molecular function (GO): zinc ion binding
Source: RefSeq, a predicted model, not a curated record
UUUUUUCUCGAUUUCAGGUUUUUCUUGAACUUUCAGGCACAUCUUUUCGCGUAUCUCUGGAGAUUUAACCGACCCGGAGCAGACCCUUGCUUCUGUUGCUCUUUUUCAACGUUUACAUCCCCUCCGUUUCCCUUCGUCGUUGCACACCGUAUACACGAGAGCCUCGUCGUAGAACGCAUUCUCGGAAGUCGCAUGCACACCCGCGACAGUCGACAUCGACGGCUGUCCAAUUGCAAGACACGAGUUUCUUCUUUCUUUCCUUUCGACCUCACUUCUAUCUGUGCCUGUCGCCUUUCCCUCGUGCUUCUUCUGCAAGGCACAGCGGUGAAACCCCCUCAUCCCGCCUUCGCGACGUCGUUUCUCGGGCAAUUCCCUGUCCUCUUUCGGCGGCCUUCGUCUUUCGCUUUCUACGUAUUUUUUCGCGCGACGACUUCUUCUGGCUCCCCCAUAUUUCUCUUGUUUUCGCUUCCACUCUCCCACGAUGGUGGUGAUUCAGCUGCGUAUGAAGGCCGAUCUGGAAAACGUCGACAGCAUCGAAAUACCCGCGGGCCAUACCUGGGUCCUUGACGUGAAGCAAGCCGCGGGAGAAGAAGUUCGAGAGCGAGUUACUGUAUCUGAAUCUGAGACACAGGACAUCCCGAACAGCAGGGGAACGGCGAACUUCGUCGUGCGGUGGGACGGCAGCAAGCAGGCUGCGACUCUCAAUGUGCAGGAUGUAAAGAAGGUCACGCGACGCACGUACACCGCCGAGGACAGCGGGAAAUUCGUUUCCAUCGUCGCUUUCGAAUGUCGAGGCCUGGAACCUGUGCGGUGGUACCCGGCAGACGGUUACAUCGUGAAGAGCAAACGAGCGACGUUCAAGGAUGCCGACCUCUCGGAAGACUGGGCUGAAUAUGACCAGGACGCCAAUCUGUCGCUCGGCAUCUACAACGUGGAAUGGCAAUUCCAAGUGUCUCGAUGAGAGUCCAUGUUCUGUGUUUUCUGUCAACGUCCUCGCUGGAUCUGUUCUCCUCCACUCGGCUUGCUUUACGCCACCUUCCUCAGCAUGUCGCGUUCUUUCGCUUUAUCACGGCGACCUCCUGCCGUCGCGGCCGCUGCCCGGAUUGGCUUGCGGCACUGGCCUAGAUUUUUUGUAUCAACGAUACGAAGCCGUCACGAGUUUCGAUCGGCUGGAACCGAAGAACAGAUUCGCACUGCUGACCUUGGCUUGCCUGCGCAUGUUUCGCGUCCUAGCUCGGGCGCUGUAAGAGUUUUUUUCCUUUCUGCGCUUCGUCUGGACCGUCCGCCGUCUCGAGCUGAGUGAUAGCCGAAGCCCCUUCAAGAAUGCCUACACCCUUUCACAAGGAGCCUCCACCAUUUCACAGCAUGGUCCACUCUCUCACUGCUGCUGAAACGCUUUCACAAACGUCCCUGUUCUCUCUAGUUUUCUUCCGUUCACUCGCAGCGGCGCGGCAGCACCUGCGCAUGUUUUUCACACUUGCUGCUUCCGUUCAUCUCUGCAAGGUGGACUUCGUUAGUCUCAACUCCAGAUAUACAGUCGUUGACUCCUGCGAAUUCAAUCGCAGUCUUCACUAUCAUAUACGAUGUUUUUACUGCUCCGCGCAGUCAACCAGAUGCAGUUAGGAACGGUCGUUCACCGUCAGACACACCGCUCGCUUGCUUCGCGGCCGUGGCUGUUCUUGGUGCAGCUAAAGGCUUUCUUUUAGCGAUAGGUGCCGGGGCUUGUUCUCUGUCGAUAGCAGAAUGUCUUCCGGGUCUAUCACCAUCCACCAACGAAUGUCGCCUUCACCACAAAGAUGUCUGUGAUUUUGUAUGUUCAACAAUCGAGCCUGACACUCACUCUCACGCAGCGGUGUAUUCUGCCUUCGUUCUUCUGAAUGACCUGCUUCUCUCAUGUCACAUCGAAUUCCACUGUGUCUCUGUUUCAACCUCUCUCUCCUCGGCGUUGAAACAGGUUGCCCACAGAAGUAUAUCUGAACGCGUCUUCAGACAGUGCGAUCAAUACACACAACCGAACCAACAAUGCUCGCUAU